UGAGCAUCCACAAUAUGCGAGUGCGCAAGGGUGCCACUUAGUACUUACUCUGCUCAUAUUUACAGUUACUAACCAUGAGCCAUCUUCCAUUAACUUCUACUUCGCGAUUCAUAGAAGCAGACGAAGAUGAUGAUGACCUGGACGAGCAAGACAUCCCUGGUUUCUCAGCACCAUCACCAGUCGUAGACAAGGGAAAAUCGAGGGAACCAGAACAGCUCGCAAGGCCUUCUGAAACUCCCUCUCCGAAUCCGAACGUGUCUGGCAACAUAGGUUCCAAUGGUGCACCCAGCAGCAGUUCCAACAGGCAGACUGUAGGUGGCAUUCGAGUCGAGACUCGGUAUUCUGGAGUGGACACUCUAGAUGAGCCUGUCACAGCCACUAUCGCACGCGACUUGCUUUCGAUAUACUCGAAGUUGGUACAUGUGCUUUACCCUCGUAAAUCCAGUGGACGUGAAGUCCUCAGAGACUGGGAUCUUUGGGGUCCAUUAUUGCUUUGUCUAUGCCUAGGCAUCAUGUUGAGCGUGAAUGCACCCGCCAGUCAGUCGUUAGGGGUAUUCACUUCCGUGGUUGUGAUUGUGUCCGUUGGCUCCCUUGUUGUGACCGUCCAGGCUAAGCUUCUCGGUGGCAGAGUGUCAUUCUUUCAAGGGCUUUGCGCGCUCGGUUAUUGCAUAGCACCAUUAGAUAUCGCGGCACUCAUCUCGUGCUUCGUGCGUGUCAUCUGGGUGCGUGUGCCCAUUGCCCUGGCUGCCUGGGCUUGGUGUAUAUGGGCAUCCGUAAACUUCUUGGACGGCACGAAAAUUGAACCACAGCGCAUCUUGCUCGCUGUAUACCCACUCUUACUUUUCUACUUUGUCCUAGCGUGGAUGAUACUUAUUCAGUGAUUGGACUUUGUUGAAAAGAGCGGCUUCUGUGGUAGACGUACAUGUACCCAAGUUCCUGGCUCAAUUUGCUGUAGCAUGCGUUCCGAUGUGACAGGGGCCAAUACACCGAAGUUCACGUCUGCAAGGGACAAGGUUAAUAUGUAUGAGGGGUCACACCACUAUCAGCAACUUCUUGGAUGCCACCGCCUUCAACUUUCAGACCCUCACCGCGGUAGUUCAGUGUCAAAAAGAGGCGGAUAGGUAGCAUAGAUGUCGAAGUAUCAAAAGAAAUAAAUGCAGUGUUUGUUGGCACGUUGACGGUUGCGCAUUGGAUUUGGGUGAGGUG
Messenger RNA from Suillus paluster, 1206 nucleotides. Its product is annotated as Yip1-domain-containing protein. The transcript is spliced from 12 exons. Lineage: Eukaryota; Fungi; Basidiomycota; Agaricomycetes; Boletales; Suillaceae. Bases 75 to 881 code for a protein of 268 amino acids. Gene Ontology annotation, cellular component: trans-Golgi network; membrane. The record is from RefSeq and is a predicted model, not a curated record. Gene Ontology annotation, biological process: endoplasmic reticulum to Golgi vesicle-mediated transport.